This is a messenger RNA of Cooperia oncophora, 549 nucleotides long. The record is from the annotation of a GenBank genome assembly. NCBI's taxonomy places the organism in Eukaryota, Metazoa, Nematoda, Chromadorea, Rhabditida, Trichostrongylidae.
CUGAAUCUCUCAAUUGUUCCUCGAAAUGUUCUCCGUUAUUGCUUCAUCAUCUCAGCACGUUCAUGUGAACCUUCAGAAAACUUGAGGGUGGCCCUUUCAAAAUUCGACCAGGUGCGGCUGCUGGCUUCGACGCUCACCCUCAAGCAGUACGGACCUGGUCUCUGCGGUCUUGCUGCGUUUUUCGCUGUCAUCAAAUGGUACAGCAAGGCGGCCAAAGCCUCGCGAUCAAGGGCCAUCGUAACGAAAAGCGGUCGGCCUUCUUCGAAGGACAGAGCCCAUGUGGAUGGAGCAUUUAUCAAGAAACUCUGGCGUAUACUGAAGAUUAUCGUUCCUAGCCACUUCGCGCCAGAGAUGUUCUACAUGCUAUUGGUGGCAGUAUCACUUCUUUGUAGAACUUAUGCUGAUCUCUACAUGAUCAUCACUGCUACCGGAAUUGAGGCAUCUAUAAUCUCUCGCGAUAAGCUGCAGUUUCUGAUGAAAGUGGUGCAAUACGGAAUGGCUAUGCCAGCAAUUUCUGUGACGAACGCCAUUCUCAAGGCGAGAUGCUAA